AUGGACAUCCGCCUAAGUCCUCCUCGGGAGGGUGUCCGAGGCGGACGUGAGCAAUUCAAGUGGGACGAGGUGAAGAAAUAUCUUACCAAGGAACGCGAACACUAUUUGGAUUGUGAGAGCUUCCUAGGCCAUAGUGUUAAGAUUGGCAUGAUUGAACACAAGAACAAGUUCUACAAACACGACUGGUAUAUGAAGGAUGAAGGAUUGGGUAAUACUUCAGAUGCAGCCGAUGAAAUGAAGUUAAUAAAACUUUAUGAAGAUGAGUUGAUGCAGGAAAUGCUGGGUGCAAUACCUAAGCGUUUGAUGCUACUCAAAAGCAGACCAACAGACGUUGCAACAUUGCGAACAUUGCUAAAUGUUGACAAUGAGCCCAAGCAUGCUUUAGAGGAUAGCAGUACCGAGGCCAUUAACGCCAAGACGAUUCAGCGCAACAUUCAGAUCGCAAUCAUUCCAGCAGAGUAUCGCGCACAUCUCAUCGCAGGUCACGUGACCGUAGCAGGCAUCGUGACCGAUCCCGUGAGCGUCGUUCACGAAGAAGCCCACAUCGCUCGUCAUCUAGGCAUAGAUCCCGUAGGAGGGAAAGAGAUUUUAGGAGAAGCCGAUCCAGAUAGUUGGUUUUUGUACAAUUGGUGUCUGAUUGGGUACUGCUUAGUGAUUAAGUUUGGCCAAGGAGCAUGUAAUAACUUAUAG
Babesia bigemina is the source of this 690-nucleotide messenger RNA. RefSeq lists its product as hypothetical. The record is from RefSeq and is a predicted model, not a curated record. Lineage: Eukaryota; Apicomplexa; Aconoidasida; Piroplasmida; Babesiidae. The transcript has 4 exons. The coding region runs from base 1 to 690 and encodes 229 amino acids.